This is a messenger RNA of Salvia splendens (bonfire salvia), 3672 nucleotides long. Its product is annotated as putative late blight resistance protein homolog R1A-4. Lineage: Eukaryota; Viridiplantae; Streptophyta; Magnoliopsida; Lamiales; Lamiaceae. Gene Ontology annotation, molecular function: ADP binding. The transcript is spliced from 3 exons. The coding region runs from base 72 to 3404 and encodes 1110 amino acids. Gene Ontology annotation, biological process: defense response to other organism. The record is from RefSeq and is a predicted model, not a curated record.
GUUGACAUUAAGGCCACAUUAAGGCCAAAUGUAGCAUAGGUAAUUUUUUUUGAACUCAUCUAGCAAGAGAGAUGGCAUAUGCAGCUGUGAUUUCUCUGAAGCAAAUGAUACAUCGCCUUCUUAACUCUUCACACACUCCUAUUGCCUCCUCGAGUCGAGAAAUCCUUGAAUUUGCAUCCACAGAGAUCACAUCUUUGCAAGAAUUUCUCAAAGAAUUCUACAACAGCAACAGCAAUAGAUGGAACGCUUUGGAUGCCGAAAUCAGAGAAGCCGUACAAAAAGCAGAAGAUGCCAUCGAAUCAAAUCAGUUUCUCUCCCUACCCGAAGAAUCGAGGCGAGAGAUACGUUCCUUGAUCGAAACCACGACGAAAAUAAAGAAGGAUUUCACUCCGUCAUCACUCGACGUUGACGACGACGAUGAUGAUGCAGCUGUUUCACCAACCAACGAUGUCGGGUUUGAAAUGGUAGGAUUAUCAAAUGAAUUAGCCGAAAUGAAAGAAGACCUGCUCAAACCAAUGAGGCCCUAUGAAUUCGGGGUUUACUCCUACGUCGGAAAGAUAGGCUCUCUAAGAAGCAUCACCGCAAAAGCCCUUUUCGACGAUAUAUUCGUCGCAAAAGAAGAGCCCUUCGAUUGUGGCGCGUGGGUGACCGUAGGCAGAAACUACCAAAUCACAGAAAUUCUCACAAAUGUCAUCGCCCAAGUAGAUGAUCAAGCACGAAUUGAUCAUCAUGAUAUGGAGAAAUUGAGGAAGGAUUUGUAUGAGAGGUUGAAGGGUCGGAGAUACAUGAUUGUGUUGGAUGAUAUAGACGACGUUGAGGUUUGGGAUGAGUUGAAGAAGUCAUUUCCAGAGCAACACAACGGCAGCCUAAUCGUGCUGGCUACGGGGCUAAUCCAAGUGGCCCAAUUUGCAAAAAGUUUUUAUAUUCACGAAAUGGGGAGACUAAGCGGUGAGUUCAUUUGGGAUUAUCUUCGAGUGUUGAUGUUUGGGUGCGAGAAGGAGAUCGAUCCAGAAAUGGAAAAAGCUGGGAAGAAGAUUGUUGAGAAUUGUAGAGGAAGUUGCAUUGCGCUUGCUAGAGUUUUCUUCUUCCUCAACAAAGCUGACAAGACUCCAGAGGUUUGGACUAAGCUAGCGGCAGAUGAACAACACUUCAUAUUCGUCGUCCACGAUGAACUCUCCGAGGUUUGUAAAAUAAAAGAAGAUUCAUCUGUGCAUACAGCCGACGAAAAGAAUACGGUCAACUCUUUAUUUGACAUGUCUUCUUGUAUUAAACUAAACAAGAAGUAUCUUUUUCCCCAAACAUACUUUCCAAAAUCAAAUAUCAUGUUGAUCUGUGGGAUGGCAGGUAUUGGAAAGACUACUCUUGUUAAGAACGUUUUCGAAGAUUCCUCAGUUUCACAUCACUAUGACCACCUGGUGUGGGUGGCUCUCGGCCCAAAAUAUAAACCAGAAGAAAUCUUGAUCGAUAUUCUAGCUCAAAUAUAUCCCCAAAUAGAUAGAGAACACAUAAAAAAUGAUGCAAAAUUAGCUACAGAUUUAUGUGUGGAGAUGGAAUUAUCAUACAAGAGAUGCUUCAUUGUGUUAGAUGAUAUGUGGAAGCCAGAGCCCUUAUACCACUUAAAAACUCUAUUUCCAAACAUUAGAGCUAAAAUCUUUGUGACAACCCGGCAACCUGUGAUAGGUACAUCAUUUGGGCCAGAUGAUAAGUAUUACACAGUGCGCGUACUCAAUAAACAAGAAAGCUGGGAUCUGCUUUGUCACAAGGUGUUUGCUGGUGUGUCAUGUCCUCCUCGGCUGGAGGAAGUUGGCAAGAAAAUUUCUAAGAAAUGUGAAGGUCUUCCUCUCUUGAUCCUCACAGUUUCCAAUCUCUUGUCAAAAGCUGAGAAAACACUAGAGUAUUGGAGCAUGGUAGCAGAGGAAAGAAAUUCAGUUUUCAAGGAUGCAUAUGAUCAUAUGCAUAAGGUGUUAUAUCCUAGCUAUCUGUACUUACCUCAACAUCUGAAAGCAUGUUUUCUGUAUAUGGGACUUUUCUCACGCAACGAUGAGGUCCCAGUGUCGAAGCUCAUUGAUUUGUGGGUUGCAGAGGGAUUUCUUGAGCCAGAUCCUUGUCAAACUUUACAAGAUUAUGCUCGAAAAUGUUUGAUGCAGAUUGUUAAUCGAAGUCUAGUUAUGGUCCAAUGGAGGGACUCUGAUCCCGAAUCCUGUAAGACAUGUAGACUUCAUUCUGUGUUUUGGCAUAUGUGUAGCAGCGAAGCUGAGAAGAGCAUGUUUUUCAAUAUUUAUACUAGACACGGAUUAAAGGAGGAGCAAAGAAGAGUGUGCAUUCGUAAUAACAUUUUGUUAGGCAUCAAACAUGAGCAUAACUCAAUGUUAUACACACGUUCUCUCUUAUGCACUGGCCCAUACCAUCAGUAUCCAGUACCAAUACCUUUUAGGUCGAGGCUGCUGAGGAUAGUGGAUGCUAUGUCAAUCCGUUUAUAUGAGUUCCCAAUUGAAGUUGUGGAACUCAUUCAUCUAAGGUACCUCACCCUCACUUGUGACGGGAGGAUUCCUGCUGCUAUAUCCCAACUCCGCAACCUAGAGAAGUUGCUUGUAACAAGGCAUUUGAGCACCAAGUCAUUUGAAGAUUCUUCAAUCUUGCCCAUGGAAAUUUGGGGUAUGAAAGAAUUGAGAUAUCUUCGGGUUGAAGGGUGCAACCUACCUAACCCUAGUAGUGAUGAGGUUUUAGCCAACCUCUCAACACUAUUAGAUGUGAACAUUGAUAGUUGCACUAAGGAGGUUAUAAGAGGUGUUCCAAAUAUAAAGAGGUUAGGAGUCCGGAUCCAGCUCGAGCCGGAAGAUGAUGGAAAGUCCUUCCAUCACUUGAAUAACAUAUCCAGUCUAGGCAAACUGGAAUCACUUACUUGUGUGGUUGUGAAUCCUGACCUAAGUCAAGAUACUGUCACUCCACCUGCUCCUCAUUCCAUGUUUCCAGUGUCUCUUAAGAUGUUGAGUUUGAGUGGGCUAGGAUAUCCAUGGAGUUACAUGGGCAUAAUUGGCAGACUACCUAAUCUUGAGGUGCUCAAAUUACGUUGCUAUGCCUUUCAAGGACCACUAUGGGAAACAGAUUAUGCCAGUUUCAACCAGCUUAAGCUUCUCUCACUCGAAGAUACUGAUCUAGUGCUGUGGCGAACAAGAAAUGCCAGCUUUGUUUCUCUCAAGUAUCUUAGAAUUAAACAUUGCUAUAACAUAGAAGAGCUCCCUCCUUAUUUGUCUCACGGUGUUCGGAUGCUUCAAGUAGCUGACUGCAGCCUUUCAGUUGUGGCAUGGGCAGAAAAAAUGAAAGAAAAUGAUUGGGAGAAUAGAAUACAAAAGCUAACGAUUGAUGUCCAUUGUUCAUGGGAUGAUGAGGAUCUCGACUUAUGACUGCGUGCUUACAAAGGGGAAAUGAAAACAGGAACAUGCAUGGCAGCUUACCAGAAUAAAUGGCACUUGCAGACUCAUGGGAUUCUGGGAUAACUUCAAAUAAUUACUGUUAGUUUAGUUGCUUCAGAACUAAGAAUCGAUUUAUUGUUAGCUUAAAAAGAGAAAAACCAAGUGUGUGUUUUUUAGUUGUACAAUUAAUGGAAAACUGCAAUAUUAGUCCUGUGUUUAUAGGGUGGUUGCAAUAUUGAGAAGUUCCAUUUUAAGGUCA